This is a messenger RNA of Hansenula ciferrii, 582 nucleotides long. RefSeq lists its product as uncharacterized. Bases 1 to 582 code for a protein of 193 amino acids. The record is from RefSeq and is a predicted model, not a curated record. NCBI's taxonomy places the organism in Eukaryota, Fungi, Ascomycota, Saccharomycetes, Phaffomycetales, Wickerhamomycetaceae. The transcript has a single exon.
AUGGAUGCAUCAAUUCCAGCACAUGUUGAGCUUAGCCAAUACCCAUUGUUGUACAUCAAAGACACUUACAGUGACCAUCCAAAGAUCAGAGAAUUAGAAUUAAUUGCAGAAUCAUUUGGUUUAUCAGUUUUAGAAAACAACAUCACAACUCUUUCAUCCAAAAUAAGAAACUCAUUCACAGAUAAGCCAACCGAAAAGGAAAUGGAAACCUUCGAGCAAAAUGAUGCUUUGAGAUUGAUUGAAAAAGAUAUUCACUUUAUCAAUGGUACAAAAACUUUAUCAUCAAAUGACAAAAAUUUCGUCUCAAAAGAAAUUUUUUUAUGCCUGUUUAAGGAGUCCAUUGAAAGAAUUAUUGACUAUGAAUAUCAAGAUCAGGUAACUAUGACGUUAGUAUUUUCAAGAAGGAAUAGAAAACAACAAGUAGACACUGUUGAUACAUUAUUUUCCCUAGUCUUUGAGGGUCAAAAUCCAAACCCAGAAGAUAACUUAAAUCAUUAUUCAGAUUCUGAUGCUGAUGAUGCUGCCGGUGAACAAGAAGAUAAUGAUGAUGGAUAUGCUGAAUCAUCUGAUGAAAUUUACUGA